UCAUUUCUGUUAUUCUCUAGGACAGUGCUUUUCAUAGACAUAGAUAGAUGUUUUGGUCCAUCUUUUUUCCCCUCAUGUUCACAUGACGGCAGUUAGGAUCCUGGAUGGCUGGCAGAGGAUAGAUGGGCGGGUUUUGUGCUAUUCUGGAAAUCAUUUUGCGUAGCGCAUCUGUAUCAGCGAAAAACAGCGCUGUGACGUGUGGGCUCCCGAGAUGUGUCAGGCAAAUACAGCGAUUUAUCCUCACACUGUAUAGUUUAUCUACCCGGUGCUUGUUCAACCUAUUGAAGGACAUCAGGACACCCUCAGCGGACAUCUUCCUUAGAUUGAAAACAAUGGGUGGACAUUGCUUGUGCUGCUCAGGACUGCACUAUUAGCCUCCAUAAAUAACCCAUUAGUAGCUUAAGAGUCAAAGAGUUUACUGGGUCAGGUGAGAGCAUGGCACAGGUAGAGGAGCCUCAAACGGAAGGAGAGGGCAGCCCCCAGAUGAUCUCUUUAAGGUCAGACGUAUCAGGGAACCAUGUGGACGACGGAGAAGUGGGACCCUCCAUAAGGAGGAAGAGGAGGAAGAAGAAAGACCCACGUCCAGAGUCCAUUAUUGUGUACCGCUCUGAAAUGGAGAGGGCGCCUGGAGAGGACCAAGGUGGUGAGGAGGGAGCAGAAAGGAGCGCAGAGGAGGGAGCUAAAUUCCUCUCUACACCUACAGGCGAAGGAGGAGGCUGGAGCCUUCCUCCAGAUAGCCGCUAUGUAACCCUGACUGGCACUAUCACGCGUGGGAAGAAAAAGGGUCAGGUGGUGGAUAUUCACCUCACUUUGACAGAGAAGGAACUCAGGGAUCUGGCUAAGUCAAGGGAACGUCUUGACGCCGAGUGUGAGGCAGGGGAAGGCUCUAAACACACCUGCAGCUUAGGUGUGUGCGAGGGACCCCAUGUCGUCCUGUGGAGCAUCUCCUGUGCCCCUGUGGUUUUCCUCCUCUCCUUCAUCACCUCCUUCUACUAUGGCACUCUCACCUGGUACAAUGUCUUCCUGGUGUACAAUGAGGAGCGGACGUUCUGGCACAAGAUUACAAUAUGUCCCUUUCUCAUCAUCUUCUACCCCAUGCUCAUCAUGCCCAUGGCACUGUCUCUGGCUCUGUACUCCGCUGUGGUUCAGGUGUCCUGGGCAUUAAGUGAGUGGUGGCAGGCUGUGAGAGACCUGGAGAAAGGCUUCUGCGGCUGGGCCUGUGGGAAGCUGGGAUUGGAGGACUGUUCCCCAUAUAGCAUAGUAGAGCUGCUUGACUCUGAUACUGUUUCUGGCACUCUGCAGAGCAAGGCCCCCAGUGAACUCGCCCAGACAUCAUCAGUGUGAAGUGGGGGGGGGAUGCACAGUGAUUCACCUAAGUGGUUAUGUUUGUCCAUUUUAUUUAUUUAUUUUUUUUUACAUGUUAUGGUUGUUAAAGUUAUCCUCCAAUCACUGAAUCCUUAUUCAAAUACCUUUUGAUACAUGUGGGCUUUGGUUCCUCCCGUAGUAACGUUUAGGUAAACCAGCUGUGGACACUGAUACACACAUAGUUGGAGGCCUGGAAGUUAAACCAAGUUUCACUUUUGUCUGUAAAUAUCUGUAAUUAAGUGGAUGUGAUCACUGUGCUGUGCACGGACACAAAAAACAGCAUUCAUUUCAAAUGCAACACUGUCUUGUAUGACUGUGCAGCCAUCACAAUCACUCAGUGAAGUUGUUUUUGAAGCAAGGCUGGAUUACCAGUUGGAAAAAGUGGAAGGAGUUACUUUGUGGAAAUAUACUUGAUUACUAAUUUGAUGAAUAUGCUCCACUGACUAAAACAAUAAGCACCUUUAGAUGGGUACAACGUUUUGUAACAGGAUUCAGUGUCAGCAUCUACUUUAGUUUUUAAAGGAUAAAGCUGAUGUCCUUCAUAUUUAUCCUACUGUCAACAAAUUCCAUGAAAAGACCAAAACCGCUAAUGUAAUGUAUCAGUCCUACUCUCCAAGCCCACUAGUUCCUACUGAAGAUGUAAAUCUUUCAAAAAUAGGCCACAGAUAUAUAGUUUAAGGCUUAAAAGUUAUGGCCACUGUAGUUUUAAGCAAAUGUUUAACAGGGGUAAAUAGUACAUUUGUGGGGACUAUUUUCAGUUGGGGAUUAAUGCACAUUUAGUGCUCCAGUGAGUAUUUUUCAGCAUGUAUGUGGGAUUGAUUCAAAAUAAAUUACAGUGUACGUGUUCAUAGUAAAGGAACAUGUCAUGAUGUGUCACGAUGUGGCUCGGAAGAGUAAGUUACUUCAGGCUUUGGAUACAUAGGAAAUGAUUUAUGAAUUAAGAAUGAUUUAAGAAUUAUUGUGAGCCAGGUUCAGGUGUGAUGAAGAAGUUUCGGAGACUGAUGAAGACUUUACAUGGUUUAUUGAGCCUGGCUGAGGAGAUAUAGUGCCGGCAUACAACAUGUGAAAACAUCAAAUUCCAACACCAAAUCUCAGGAUAACAUCUUUUGGUCACUUUUAUGUUUCUGUCUUCCCCCUAGUGCCUGUAGGUCAUCUUUAACUGGCCUUAACCUAGAACAACAAAUCUAUGUGAUGUUUAUUCUCCAAUGCUACAUCAUAUUGGAAUCUAUUACUACCCAUGAGUUGUACUCUAAUCUGUGGAGCCAGUGAGUUCUUGUAAACAUUGUAAGACUCAACCUUGCCAGAUUCCCAAGAGAACACGAUAUCUGCUAGCCUGAUGCCUGAGCUGCUGUCUCUACCUCAUCAGUCUAACGGUCGUCUCCCUAACAAGGACAGUUACACGAGAGAAAUAACUAGAGCUGGAAGGUCAGUGAACACUUGUGAGGUCAGCUAAUGACUGCAAGCUAGACCUGCCUUACCUUUCCCUGUUUCAUCAUCAAGUAAGCCCCCUAAGCAAUAUCUUUAACAGGAAAUACUUGUUAGAGGUAUUAAUCCACUAUUGAUUUCAGUCUUUUUAUGGGUUUUGCUAAAAAUUACAAACAUAUAGAAUAUUAACAGCCUUAUUCUUUUAAUACCUGUAUUCUUUCAUGUGAUAUAGUGUUUAAAUGGUGCAUAUUCCCUAAAAUAUUUGUAUUUCAUCAAAAAGUACCCAGGAAAUGAGUACUUUUUGGUUUUUGGGCUUCGAGCUAAUUAUAAUUAAGCUUCCAUGUGUAAACUGCAGUGUGCUUUCUACUUGAUGUACUUGUACAGCAGGUACAGAGAACAUAAACCACGUAUAAAGGGACGAAGGAGGAGGGAUCGGGGCCUAUGGCUUAUUUUCUUCGCCAGGACCCCCUGGCAGGUUGAUCCAGUCAUGAUGUGAAGCCAUAGUGAGGACAAGCUGACAAAUCAGACAUUUUUUUCAAUGUCACAUACUAACAUACUAUUAAGGCACCAUCAACACAGAGGUGUGUGAUGUUACACUCUUUAGCUCUGCUUGUGUUGUCUUCACAAUUUUGGUUCACACGAGUAAACUGAGGUUGCCAGUAAUUUUCCAUCAGAGAGCUCCUACUACAUUUCCAUAUGGUUUAUGUUGAUUUAAUUUAUUUUAAAUAUUUAUGUCUAGUUCAUUGCCUGAAAUGUUUGUAGCUAGGGGUUUUACACUCUGGCACUUGAAGUAAAUGUAUUGUAAACAGCUAUCAUUAACUGAUUGAAAUACAUGGCGGAUUGGGGAUGGUUUAAAUAUUUGGUGAUUUAAAUGUUUAUCAUUUGCCCUGGCUCGGUAAAACUAAUGCAUUUUGUUCCAUACAGAUGCAGACAUGAAUAAGUGGUUGUGGAUUGAGUCUGUUUUCCACAUUACCUGUUGUGAAACCUCAGGAUUCAUAGUAAAGACUCACACAGAUGAAAAACCGUGUUAAAUCAUUACAUCGUCUAUAUUGUGGAAGAGGAACAGCAUCCUAUUUCGUGUUAUUAAAAGAGCAAUGCACAGCG
This is a messenger RNA of Micropterus dolomieu (smallmouth bass), 3894 nucleotides long. It is a transcript of the gene tmem169b, whose product is annotated as transmembrane protein 169b. Lineage: Eukaryota; Metazoa; Chordata; Actinopteri; Centrarchiformes; Centrarchidae. Bases 436 to 1344 code for a protein of 302 amino acids. The transcript has 3 exons. The record is from RefSeq and is a predicted model, not a curated record.